AUGGCUUCACUUACCGAAAAAUCGCCCGCAGUGGCCGACGGCCCUGCUGCGGACGCCCGCGACGAGACGCAUGAAACGUCCCGUGAGGGCCCGUGGAUCCGCCUCAUGACGGCCCUUCACUGGUACUCCCACGGCAUGCCCAGCGAGGAGAAGGAGCUCGUGCUCCGGCUCGACCUGCUCAUCCUCGUCUUCGGCUGCAUGUGCUUCUUCACAAAGUACCUCGACCAGUCGUCUCUCACAAACGCCUACGUGAGCGGCAUGAAGGAGGACCUCGGCAUCCGUGGCAACGAGCUAAACUACAUGACCAUUGUGUUCUGGUCCUCGUAUUGCACGUCCAUGAUUCCGGCCUGCUACUACCUGACCCGCUACCCCAUCAACGUCGUCCUGCCCGUCCUCGAGAUCGGCUGGGGCCUGUCGACAUUUGGGCUCGCCUGGGCGCGCAAUGUCGAGACCGUCUACGCCAUGCGCUUCUUCACGGGUCUGUUCGAGUCCGCCUCCUUCACCGGCAUCAUCUACGUCAUCGGCUCCUGGUACAAGCCGUCGGAGGUCGGUCGCCGCGUCGCACUCUUCUACAUCGCCGCGCCCCUGGGCACUAUGUUCGCAGGCUACCUGCAAGCCGCCGUCUGGCUCAAUCUGCACAACGCCCGCGGGCUCGCCGGGUGGCGCUGGCUUUUCAUCGUCGACGCUCUCAUCACCGUCCCCAUCGCCUUCAUCGGCUUCUUCGUCUUCCCCGACGUGCCCUCGCGCUCGCGGCCGAAGCUGCUGCCCGCGCGCCUGCACGCCUUCGCGCAGAAGCGCCUCGAGGGGCUGACGGCGCCGCCGCAGCUCAGGGCCUCACGCGACAUCUUCAGGCGCGUCUUCACUCGCUGGCACUGGUACCUCUUCGUCGCGCAGUGGACCAUCAUGAACGAGAACCUGCAGCCCAGCGGCUCCCCCUUCUCUCUGUACCUCAAGGCGUUCCCCGAGACGUACUCGGUGACGCGGAUCAACACGCUGCCGACGGUCGCGACGGCCAUAUCCAUCGUCUCGGCCUUCGCGGCGGGUGCCGUCGCGGAUCGUACCGGCUGGUUUGCUGGACUCUCCGCGGCCGCCACCGUUCCCUCGCUGGUCGGCGUGGUACUGCUCGUGGUCUGGGACGUGGGCGAGGGCGGCCGCCUGGUGGCCUUCAUGCUCAACGGCUUCGAGGGCGCGGUCCCUUCGCUGACGAUGGCGUGGGCGACGGUGACAAUGGCCGGCGAUGCCGAGGAGCGCGCUAUUGUCACCGCGUCAAUGAAUGCCAUCGGCCAGGCCAUAGUCGCCUGGGCACAGCUGCUGCAGUUCCCCGCCGUUGAGGCCCCCCGCUUCACCCGCGGGUUCAGGAGCGUCGUGGGGACGAUGGUCGUGCAGUUCUUUGUCACCGGCGCGAUCUGGUUUCUGGCGAGGAGGGAUUCCAAGGCGAAUAAGAAGUGGUUGGAGGGCGAUGGGGACGAGCAGGCUCAGGUGGAGGGGGGACAGGAGGGUGUUUGA
Molecule: messenger RNA, 1506 nt
Organism: Colletotrichum graminicola M1.001
Lineage: Eukaryota; Fungi; Ascomycota; Sordariomycetes; Glomerellales; Glomerellaceae
Product: major facilitator superfamily transporter
Exons: 2
Coding region: 1-1506 (501 amino acids)
Biological process (GO): transmembrane transport
Cellular component (GO): membrane
Molecular function (GO): transmembrane transporter activity
Source: RefSeq, a predicted model, not a curated record